AUGAAGCUUCCGGCUCUGCUGUUCGGCCUCGGGCUGAUAACAGGUGUGCUGUCGCAAGGAUUCGGCCAGCAGCCGCCCCCAUUUCGACCGAUUCCCAGAUCGUUCGUGGUUCCACCGAAAGCUCAACGGCGCCAACUGACGCAACAACAGCAAACGCACAUCCUCAGUGACAUCCAGAAGCACCAGCACCGGUUCAAUGUCCACCAGAACCAACGUUCGCCGAACGUGUUCAUCCAGCCGUCGAUACAGCUGCCGGUUCCUCCACAGCCCCACGCCAGGCAGCCGUUCAACGGACCGCAGCAACACUUCCAACAACCGAACCCACACUUCCACCAUCACACGAACAACCUACAUCCACCGACGAACGGGUUCCGUGCAGGGCCAUCGUCGUCCGGUCGGCCGGGACCACCGCCUCUACCAUCCUUUGGAGCACAAGUAAACCGCUACUACUACCAGCACCACACACAGACCACAUUCAUUCCAAAUUUUCUACAACUCUUACAGCAGGACACACGCCUUCCACCUCAGCAACGCUCGGUACAGAACCAACUGGGGGGCCAGUUCUUCAACGGCCCACCACCACCACCACCAUCAGCACCACUCGCACCACAGCAUGGUCCCACGCCACAUAACAAUCAACCAUCCUCCUUCCUGAACAGCAUCGACACGUCCUUUGGCGGCCCGCAACAGCGCCCACCACCGUCCAACACCCUUCAAUCUCCGUUCCCCUCACAAAACCCUUCAUUCCCCACCAGCAACCAGGUCCGCUUCCCUAACCAAGGUGUCCAGCAACCCGUGCAACAACAGCAGCAGCUGUUCCCGGCUCAGCAGUUGCCACUCCAGGCGGCACCACAAAACUUCAAGCAAGGCCAAACGUCCUUUGGACAGGUUCCACAACCAACGUUCUCGAACAGUGCACCACAGCAGCAGUUCCCUCCACUCACCGGAAACUUCCAACAGUCGACUCUUCAGCAACCCCAGCUGCAGCUUCCCAAGAUUCAACAGAGUGUUCCCUUCGUCCAGUCGGGCCCAUCGUUCAACACAGGCUUCCCACAGGCACAGGCUCAGGUACAGCCGUUCAACGCACCAUCGCUGCCGGUUCAGUCGCAGUUUGGUCAGACGAGCAACUUCAACGGUAUUCAGCAACAGCAACCGCAACCACCGCAACCGUUGAACUACUUCCAGCAGCAGGAGUAUGAGCGCCGCCUGAAGGAGGAAAGUGAUCGCAUUCGUGAGCUGCAGGAGAAGCAGAAGGUGAUCGCAAAACACGAGCAGUUCCUGCAGAAGCAGUACCAGAAGCAGCAGGCCAAGGUGCAGCAGUUGCACCAGGAGUUCCUCAAGAAGCAGCAGAAGAUCCUACAGCAGCAGCAGCAGCAGUUCGACCAGCAGGCACAGAAGACAGCCGUACCGACGCAGGUGCGUUCGCGGGACGUGCUUCCCUCGGAGCGGACCAUCUUCGAGAAAGCCGUUAAGAUGCACACGAAACCAGUGGCUGAACCGACCACCGCAACCAGUGCCCCAACGCAACUCUCCGUCAUUCCACUCAAACCGAACGCCAAGAAGGACUACAGUAGCAUCACGCAGUCGGACCUGGACGUGCUGCUGAGCGCGAACCGUCAGAGCCUCUUCCAGACGAUCAAGUCGGAAACGGCGAAACCGGCCAAGGCGAAGCCAACGAAGGUGAAAUCGACCAAGGCACUCGGACGCGAUGAACUUCUGAAGCAGCUCAAGCUGGCGCUUGCCGAGACAUCGCCCUCGGAUUUGGGCGGAAAGAACUACAGCUCGACGGAUCUGGUGUUGCCGAACGGUGAAAAGGUGCAGGUGAUCCGUACAACGGAUCCGGAAAUAAUCAAGCGCGCCAACGCCAACUCCGAAGGUGUCCUGACCCAGCAGCUCGACUCGCCGACCACACCGAAGCCGUUGUCGUUUGAAGAUAUCGCCCGCAGCGGCCUUCUGCCGCCCGGUGCCGACUUCGAGCUGAUCAAGCAAACGGAGGACGGUCAGAUCCAGGAGGUGGCUAAAAUUCCGCCGCAAAAGAAGGUCACCUUCGUGUAUCUGGAGGAGCAGGACGAUGGCUCGUACAAGGUGCAGGGCGUCAAGGGUAGCGGCGAUAAGGAAACGAAGACAUCUGGUGCCGAUGUGGACAGCAUUCUGAAACGCAUCAAGAACGGUGAGAUUCAGUUGCCACCACCUUCGGUUGCAGUCAAGGCGGGUUCCGGACAGCCGGAACUUCUGGAUGCUCCGAUAACGACCACCACGCCGCGUCAUCAGCCGAUCAAGAAGACCAACUCGGUAACGAUCAUCCCGCACAGCACACCGAUCGAGGAUCAGCAAGCAUCGACGGCCUUUUUGCAGCACACGGCGACCCCGGCCCAACCCUCCACCAUCUACGCCUCGACCGCAGCCCCCUCGAGUCCGUCGAUAGUGACGGCCUUCUCCCCUGGGGCGUACUCUGGCAGCACGCUACCCCAGCACACCACGGCCCGCCUACUGUCCACGGUGGCGCCCUACCUCGCUUCCGACAGCACAGCCCGCUACUCCGAGGCCAGCUCGAUCUACACGACGUCCGCAACACCCUCCCCGGCCACUCCCGCACCGCCGAGCACCGAGAAGUACUUCGCCGACACGACCAGCGGCGAACAGCAGCAAACGGCCAGCAGCUACCAUCACCCAUCGAGCCACCAGCCGAGAACCGGCAGCUUCAACGACGUGGUGCCCACGGCAUCCGCUUCCGAAACCGUCGCCCAGCAGCAGCAGGAUAGCAAGCCGACGCAGGCCCCGCAGGACACGCAACAGGACGCGCAGAACGAACUGCCAGCGAUUCUCAAGAAUAACGGACUAUUUGCCAUGGCCAAAUAUCUCCGCCAGUCUGGACUCGAUACGAUCCUCAACGAAACCGGCCCGUACACGAUCUUCGUGCCGACCGACAAAGCCUUCCGCAGUCUCCUCGUGCAGCUGGGCGGCCCUGAGAAAGCGGAAGAGAAGUUCCGCAACAACCCGCGGCUACUGAGUGGGCUCCUCUUACAUCACGUCAUUCCUGGAUCGUUCGAGAUCGCUUCGCUGCAGGAUGAAAUGACUGGAGUCUCCCUUGCUGGAACGCAGUUGCGAGUAAACCAAUACAACAUGCACGAUUCCGAAUGGAACGACGUCAAGGUAACAACCAUCAACGGCGCUAUGGUCGUGCCGGACAAACAGGACAUCGUGAUUCCGCAGGGCGUGGCCCAUGCCGUCGAUCGGGUGAUGUUCCCACUUCCGGUUGGUGAUAUUCUGCAGACACUGCAGUCGGAUCGUGAACGACGUUUCACGCACUUCCUGCGGGCGUUGUUCGCAUCGGGCAUGUCGGAUACUCUCCAGAACAAAGGUAUCAAAACGUACACAGUAUUCGCCCCGACCGAUGCCGCAUUCGCUCAUCUCACGACCGAGGAACUCACCAACCUAGUCACGGAAAAGGAACAGGCCGAGGAGCUGGUCCGGAAGCACGUCGUCCCGGGCACGCUGUUCACCGCCGGAAUGCGCUUCUACCAAGUGAAGGACGUCAUGGCAGAGGGCAAAACGGUUACGCUGCAGAAGACCGGAGGUAAAAUUAAGGUUAACGAUGGUUACCUGCAGACGUCCAACAUCCCUACCACGAACGGCGUUAUACAUGCGAUCGAUUCGCUUCUGUAA
Molecule: messenger RNA, 3666 nt
Organism: Anopheles coustani
Lineage: Eukaryota; Metazoa; Arthropoda; Insecta; Diptera; Culicidae
Exons: 7
Coding region: 1-3666 (1221 amino acids)
Biological process (GO): extracellular matrix organization; cell adhesion
Cellular component (GO): extracellular matrix
Molecular function (GO): cell adhesion molecule binding
Source: RefSeq, a predicted model, not a curated record